AUGAAAAAGGGGGUGUCUAUGUAAUUUAUGGCGAUUCUUCUGACUGAUUAAUUAGCAGAAGAGAACAAAAAAAUAAGGAGCUGAAGUAUUUGAUGUAAAAUCUGGUUUUAAGGUGACGCAGCAGCAGAAUAAUUUUAUGUGGGCCUCUGCUGUUAAAACUUUUGUUUUGGUUAACUGGGUAUUUGUUGAAAUUAGGAAUAGCAACUUGGAGUUCUUAGCCUAUCCUUAUAGACUUUCUGGGUUUUUCUUCUUUGUUUGGUUUUUGCAUUGUCCCUUUCACGUAUUUCACAAUCACAAACCUUAAUUACCUUCCUCUCGAAUUCACCGCGCAUUAAUUUCUUUUCUUUUUAAUGUUUUGAACUGCCAUUCAUUAUCUUUGAUUUUAUGGUUUUCAGAUAUUUCUCAUGUCUAACAGAACUUUGUUGCCUUUUCAUUCAUCAACAGGUCAGCAGUUCACAAGAGUUCAAUUUUUGAAUAGUGGAGCAAAUCACUCUUGAAUUCUUCACAUACUCCACUGGGUUUUCUGAAUUUUAUUGGACAUGAUCGCUGGUUAAGCUCCCUUGGCCUUUUUUUGGUCUAUUUUCUCUCUUCUUGCAUCCUCUCUGCUUCCCCAUAAUUUACAUAUUCCAUUAGACCUGCUGUUAGUGAAACCCACUUCUGAAAUAAUCCAAGAACUAUUCUUGAAAAUCCAUGGUUUUUGAGAUGGAUUACAGGCUAAUUUGGCAGUGCAGUUAAUUCAGUUCUUUCUGGAUAGUGGAUUGAGACUAGCCUAGAUGACUGUAGAUGAAGCUGUCAGCAGCUCCGAGUGGAGUAGGGAUCAAGACAAGGCAUUUGAGAAUGCCCUUGCAACUUAUCCUGAGGACUCUUCAGAUCGGUGGGAGAAAAUUGCGGCUGAUGUACCUGGUAAAACUUUGGAAGAGAUUAAACAACACUAUGAGCUUCUGGAGGAUGAUGUUAACCGGAUUGAAUCUGGUUGUGUGCCUCUCCCAGCAUAUAAUUCUUCUGAGGGUUCAGCAAGCCAUACUGGCGAUGAAGGAACUGGUAAGAAGGGAGGUGGCCAUUUAGGGCAUUAUAACAGUGAGUCAAAUCAUGAGAGUAAGAAUUCAAGGUCAGAUCAGGAACGCCGUAAGGGGAUUGCUUGGACAGAGGAUGAGCACAGGUUAUUUCUUCUUGGUUUGGAUAAAUAUGGGAAAGGUGAUUGGCGAAGCAUUUCCCGGAACUUUGUGGUCACAAGAACACCAACUCAAGUGGCAAGUCAUGCACAAAAAUAUUUCAUUCGAUUGAACUCCAUGAACAAAGAUAGGAGGCGAUCUAGCAUACAUGAUAUUACCAGUGUUGGCAAUGGAGACAUUUCAGCACCCCAAGGACCUAUCACUGGUCAAUUGAAUGGUGCUGCAGCUGGAGGUCCCUCCGGAAAGUCAGCCAAACAGCCCACUCAACAUCCUGCUGCACCACCUGGUGUUGGUAUGUAUGGUGCUCCAACUAUAGGGCAACCUAUAGGAGGUCCCCUUGUCUCAGCAAUUGGCACGCCGGUGAAUCUUCCUGCCCCGGCACAUAUGGCUUAUGGAGUCAGAGCUCCUGUACCAGGAGCAGUAGUUCCUGGUGCACCAAUGAACAUGGGUCCUGUGACAUACCCAAUGCUGCAUACAUCUCAUAGGUAAUAUGCUGCUUAGCUGCCAAGUGUACGAAGGACGGAAGAAUACUUGCUUGCGCGGAUAUUGGGUUAUUGGGUUUUCCAUUUAAGCCUGAAUAAGAUUUGCUUAUUUGCAAUCACAAGUUGCGUGUCAUUUGUUUAAUCUAAAUAAGCCAUAGUGAGAGAAUUUACAUGUACCUGUAUAGGCUAGGCUACUGUGGAAAAGGAAAAUGUUGGCAUAUUUAUGGGUAGGACAACAUUUUUGCACUUUUCUUUUUUCACCAUUCCCCAUUGCAACCAUUAGCAUUAGAAUUAGUUAAUGUUUAGAUAUUUUAUGGCAAAAGUUGUAAAAAAAACCCCCUACAUAUUUUGCUAUUAUGAGCAUAUCUAAGUACAUGUCAGAUCAAUUGGUUUUUCGGUUAGUGGGUUGCCUGCCUGGUGGCCAAGAAUAUGAUCAGCCUCUUUUUUCAGGAUCAAGCAGGGUAGGUUCCGUUGCGUUUUGUCCAGUUUUUCAAAGGUGUUUGAGAUGGCAUUUCACAGCAGCAAUGAUGAUAUAAGAUUGUUGCUAUCUCAACUGUGAUCUCAGGAAUGAUAUUCGAAUAUGCUUUUUGAACAGUUUUUUGUAUGUUAAAAAUGGCCUACUCGAUUGUAUUCCUAAUAAAGGUGCCGCUGUCGCUAUGGUGGACUGAUUGCUGGUGUGGACUGUGGAGUAGGGACCUUCCAUCUUUCUUAUUCUAAUGCCUGAUGAUCAU
Molecule: messenger RNA, 2385 nt
Organism: Durio zibethinus
Lineage: Eukaryota; Viridiplantae; Streptophyta; Magnoliopsida; Malvales; Malvaceae
Source: RefSeq, a predicted model, not a curated record